This is a messenger RNA of Dicrocoelium dendriticum, 1419 nucleotides long. The record is from the annotation of a GenBank genome assembly. NCBI's taxonomy places the organism in Eukaryota, Metazoa, Platyhelminthes, Trematoda, Plagiorchiida, Dicrocoeliidae.
ACCAAACCGCACAGCGUAUUUUCGGCCUAUUUAGUCCGUUAGUUACGUACUUCGCUUUGCGAAAAUCGGCUGCGCCUGUUUCUCUGCUUGUGCUCACAGGUUAUUUGGCCGGAAAGUAGGAUAGGCUGCUUGGACACUAGUAUGAGCUCCUACAGUCCUGUUCGUAGCGAACGGCGACAAUCGUCUUUCUUCUUGGGGUUACUCAUCCUAUCGCAGAUCUUAGGUGUAGCGUGCAUCAUCUUGACAUGCGUUUGGCUGGGAGUCUAUUACAAGGGAUUCAGUUGGACAAACUCCCAAACAAUUUUUAACUACCAUCCACUUUUCAUGGUCCUUGGCAUGUUGUUUCUAUAUGGUGAUGCUAUCCUCGUGUACCGAGUCUUCAACAACUACCGCAAAUUACCAAUCAAGGUGCUUCAUGCGGUCCUACACAUUCUUGCCUUUCUCUUCUCCGUUAUUGGCAUUCGCGCCGUGUUCGAAAUGCACGACAUCUUCAACUAUGCACAUCUAUACAGUCUGCACAGUUGGCUUGGAAUCGGUACCGUCGCUCUUUUCGCCAUCCAAUGGAUUGGCGGCCUCAUUUCUUUUCUUCUUCCUCAAAUCCCCCAAAGAGUGAGGGCGAAAGUCUUGCCUAUCCACGUUGCAUCCGGCAGCUUUCUAUUUCUCAUGGUCGUUGCCGUGUGUGUCUCCGGUAUCACAGAGAAAAACUUUUUCGAAAAACAAUACAGCCUAUUCCUUCCUCGGGAGAUGAUUGGAAAUGCCCUCGGUGUCUGCAUCGUGUUGUUCGGUUAUCUAGUCUAUUUCCUGAUCACUCAUCCGAAUUAUCGUCGAGUUGAAGAGGUCUCUCCUGAACAUCGCGCUCUGAACGAAUAAUGCGCUGGAUCAUAUCAAGUAAUCGGUGAAUUUGGAGCUCCAUCCGGUGGAGUAACGUGUUCUCCUCAUCGUGCAAUCUCGUCGCUACUUUCAUCAUGCCCUCCCUCUUGAUUUGAAUUGGCUCGCUUUGUAACACUCCCAACACCUUGUCCUGUGCUGUGUCCACGAUAUCUAUUUCAUCUUACCUUGACCACUGUCAGAUAUUUUUCAUCCUCUUUGGAACACAGACCACAUAUUACAAUGUUUUGCCGGAAUUCUCAUCCAUCAUCCUUGUCUAGCUUAUUUCGAAAGAAUUACCUGUCUCAGUGGACCAUACCUAUUUUGUUGUGAUGUUGUUGAGCGUGUAUUCUUGCUCUAUUUUCUCUCUGGCUUUCUGGUGACGCAAAACGUCAAAUGCAUCUUUCCAAUAUUUGUUCACUUUGAUUGCAAGGGAUGUUUUGCUGGAAUUCUUGAAAUCGAGGAGGUGCAACUCCAGAUUGUCACGGUUUUCGGAUAACUGGCCGACUUGAAUUAUCUCCAACUUGUUAAUUUGUGAGUGCUAAUUCUCCC